CCGACCUUAGCUCAGUUGGUAGAGCGGAGGACUGUAGUAGGCUAAGCUUUCAGCUAUCCUUAGGUCGCUGGUUCGAAUCCGGCAGGUCGGAUUGUAUUUUUCGUUUUCACUUUUUGCUCCAUUUUUUCACAAUCCUUCGUUCUCUCAAAACACUUCAAAAACAAUCUUUCGCUGCCCACUUUUCCAGGAGAAUUCCGUCUAACAUUACCCGGCCAAAGCUCUAAUUCAAUACUUAUUUUUGUGGGCAUAACUUUCCGGAUCUAAACCCUUUAUCAAAAUCUCAUUUUUCUAUGGCGAACACAAUGCGGCUCUAUUUGACUUGCAUAAGGAACACCUUGGAGGCUGCAAUGUGUUUACAGAAUUUCCCUUGUCAAGAAGUGGAGAGACAUAAUAAACCAGAAGUUGAAAUGAAGACAAGCCCUGAGCUUCUGCUAAAUCCUGUUUUAAUAUGUAGAAAUGAGGCUGAAAAGUGCUUGAUAGAAACGUCAAUAAAUUCUUUGAGAAUUAGCCUCAAGGUAAAACAAGCCGAUGAACUUGAGAAUAUACUAGCGAAGAAGUUUCUGAGGUUUUUGUCAAUGAGGGCUGAAGCAUUUCAGGUUCUGAGGAGAAAACCUGUACAGGGAUACGAUAUUAGCUUUCUCAUCACCAACUUUCAUUGCGAGGAGAUGCAGAAACAAAGACUUAUAGAUUUUAUUGUGCAGUUUAUGGAGUUGUACUUUUUGUUUGAAAUUGGCAGGAUAUCGAUAAGGAGAUCAGUGAGUUGAAAAUGUCAGUAAAUACUCGGGGCAGGCUAGUUGCUACAGAAUUUCUUAAGCAAUUUGUAUGAUGAAUUUGAAGGUGGAUGUUGGCAGAUUUACGACAAAAUGAAACAAUUAGAGGCACAGGAAGAUGGUAACCGUAGUUUGUUGUAUAAUGUCUCGGUUUUCCACUUUUGUAUUUUGCCUAGCGUGCUUCUGUUUCUUUUGAUAUUCCGAUGUUUGUGAUUGUUGCACACUUUCACGAUUCGACCUCGUAGAGAACACAUUCAAUUCAUAUUCUGUCAUACGUAUACAUUCUGCAUUAUGAUUAUGUCCGUGGUCAAUCUAUGAACACAUUCACUUCAUAUUCUGUCAUACGUAUACAUUCUAAAGGGAUGCUGAAAGCUUUAAAUUUUUUGCAUGUCCCUAACUGAUGACCAAUUUCUACCUUUAGUUUGUAACUACAUUAGAAUUAUUUCGACACUUCUUGCUACCUUUGAUUGUUUGGACUUCCUUAGCUUGUUUCACAUGCAUGCCAUACUUUUCUUACACUAUUACUACUUGGCUAAUAAAGAACUCUUAUUACAACUAUUUCUAAAUAAGAGAUUAUUAUAUUAUGAAAAAAUUACAUAAUGUAUACUAUCUUUUGCAAAAAAAACAACCUAUUCUAAUAUUUUUACAAAAACUUACCUUAUAUGACAUAAACAUUUGCAAAAUACUACCACUUAAUGGAUUCCGUUAGUUGACUGUUAAGUGCAGGUUUUACUAAUCACGUUUUUGGCAUGUGAUACCACUUAUUGAACCUUAUGUAACGAUUUCUAAGGUGGUAAUAAGACCUGCUCUGUUAUAUGGAAGCGAAUGUUGGCCUGCAAAGAAGAUUUUUGAACAUAAGAUGGAAGUUACUCAAAUGCGUAUGCUGAGGUGGAUGUGUGAGCACACAUUGCUAGAUCGAAUUAGAAACCAAGAGUUUAGGGACAAACUAGGGGUAGCCUCUAUUUUUGGAAAAAUGUGCGAAAAUAAAUUGAGGUGUUUUGGACAUGUGCAGAGAAAGACUUUCACCACCCCUGUGAAGAGGGUAGAAAACAUUAUAGUAGAGGGUAUGAGGAGUCGAGGAAGACCCAAGAGAACUUGGGAUGAGCAAAUAAAAGUUGACAUACAUGAGUUAAACCUCUCUGAGGGUCUGACUAGAGAUAGGGGUAGUUGGAGGCGCUAUAUUCAUGUUUUAGACUACUGAUGUCCUCGUAGUUUACUUUUUGGUGUUCUUGUCUUCUUGUUUCUCUUGUUUCUUAUUAUUAGUUUUUGUUUUUUGUUUUUUGUAGUUAGUUCUUCUUAUUUACUCUAUGUAUAUGCUUUUAAUCUAUCUUUCCCGUAUAGCUACGUCUUCUUCUCUUUUUCUUCUUCUUUCUUCUUCUUCUUCCUUCUUUUUUCUCGAGUCGGGGGACUUCUUUGGCCUCGCUCUCCUUUAUGGGUAUGAGUUGCUGCCGUCCUUCCCUCACCAGACCCUGUCCAUAGUCUUUCUAUGAGCGGGAUACACUGGGUAGGAUGACGAUGAUGAUGUAACGAUUUCUCGUGUCUCUCUCUCCCAUGCUUAUAUCCCUCCACACUUGUUCUUCCUCACUAUUCAUGGAAUAAGUCUGCUUGCAACAUUUCAAUCAAAACUCUCGAAUUAGCAUUUAAUCUUCAAUCUAUCAGUAAGUUAAUUCAUCUCAUUUAUUGCAUUACACAAACAUCUAUUUUUUUUCUCUCUCUACUGCAAUUUCCUUUGCAUAGUUUUGUUCUUGAAGCGCCCAACUUAUCUAUUUCAAUUUCUAAUUUCUCUAGAUUUUACUAUUUCACAUAUGCUAACUGAAUAAUCUGAACUUCAUUUUGUUCUUUAAUUUGUUGAUAAUGGGUAAAAAAGAGGAAAGUGUUUAAGAUAAAUCUAGUUGUUUGCAAAUGGAUAAACUAAUUAAGUGUAAUUUUUUCUUAUAUUUCCUGCUUAAUUUUUGAUUGCUCUAUGCUUAUUGGUUGAUUUAUGUGUUGAUUUGUUAUAAGAACAACUUUAUGUCAUUGAUCAAAUUCUUUCUGUUUCUUGGAAUUUUUUUAGGAUAAAUCUUAAUUUUUUUUCUUUUGUUGAAUUGAGCAUCCAUGGCUAGGAACAAGGGUUUUACUUCAUUGAAUUGUGCUUAUUAUUGUUGAAUUUUUGGGGUUUAAUUGAUUGAUUUGUGGUUAUUGUUUAAUUUAUGUAUUAAUUUGUUAUACGAACAACAAAGGAAUGGUAUAAAUGAAGCAAACAAGAAUUGAAUGAAGAUGAUAGUGACUGAUUGAUUGUGCAGUUGAGAAAUCGAUAUAUUGGAGAAUCAGAAAGAAGAAAGGAAUGAAAUGUGCUUUAAAAGAUAAAAGCAAUGGUCUGUUAAUUAAUAAGAGAAGAGAAUAGGGGGAACUAGUGAAAAAUUGGAGAAAAAAAUUAGAAAAAGGUUGGAGGGAAGGGUUCAUUAAAUCGCAAAUUGUCCAAGAACAAUAAGAGAAUGCAGAAGAAGACCAGAUUGUCUAAGAUGGAGAGAAGCAAUUGAGACAGAGUUGAAAUCAUUAGAAAAAGAAAAGUCUUUGGACAAAUUUUACAAAAUCCAAAAGGAGCGAAAUGAGAUUAUUAGAUACAAGGCAAGACUUAUAGCCCAAGAUUUUUUUUCAAAUGCCAGAAAUUAAUUAUGAAGAAACAUAUUUUUCAGUAGUUGAUGCAACCAUACUGAGAUUUUUGGUAAGUUUAAUGGUUUCUCAAGACUUACACAUCAAAUUGAUAGAUGUUGUAACUACAUAUUUAUAUGAAUAACUUGACACAUGCAUAUAUCUAUAAUAGAGGUUCCUAAAGGACUGAACAUACCAAUAAAGCAGCUAAAUAGAGAAAUAUUUUCAAUAUAGUUAAAAAGAUCACUUUUUGGAUUAAAAAAAAUGUAGGAGAAUGUGAUAUAAUUGUUUGAGUGGAUAUCUUAUGAAACCAAGAUUCAAAACUAAUCGAAUUAGUCCAUGUAUAUUCAUCAAAAGAUCUCAACUUGGUUUUUUAAUCAUCGAUAUGUAUGUAUAUGAUUUAAACCUAAUUGGACUAUGAAAGAAAUUGAAAUAACAUCUAAAUAUUUGAUGAAAAAAAUUGAGAUGAAGGAUUGAGGAAAAACUAAUUAAAUUUUGCUUUGGACUAAAAAUUUUGUCCAUAAGAGCGAUUAUACUAAAAAAAGUUUUAAACGUUUUUACAUGUAUAAGGCAUACCCACUAAGUUUCCUAAUGAUAGUCCGAUCACAAAA
Amaranthus tricolor (Joseph's coat) is the source of this 4012-nucleotide messenger RNA. RefSeq names its product actin-related protein 2/3 complex subunit 4. The transcript has 8 exons. The coding region runs from base 291 to 764 and encodes 157 amino acids. Gene Ontology annotation, biological process: Arp2/3 complex-mediated actin nucleation; actin filament polymerization. NCBI's taxonomy places the organism in Eukaryota, Viridiplantae, Streptophyta, Magnoliopsida, Caryophyllales, Amaranthaceae. The record is from RefSeq and is a predicted model, not a curated record. Gene Ontology annotation, molecular function: actin filament binding. Gene Ontology annotation, cellular component: Arp2/3 protein complex; actin cytoskeleton.